GUUGCGCAAUCCCCCAGCAAGAUAAACAAGUUGGAACAGCUAUAAAACUGACGUAAAGGAGGGAGUGCUUUAAGAACCUUCCUAUAAAACGGGGACUGAAAACCGUCUGACACACACUUCAUAGGAUCAGAAGAGACUGGAGAACUCUAGUCAAGACAAAGACGCCAAGAUGUUGAAGAUUGCAUUGCUUUUAUGUCUUGUAGGUCUGGCAGCUUCCGCCAACUACUUCGGACGAGGAAUGAAAGCACAAAAACCGAUGAUGGAAAAAAGAUGUGCUGGAUAUCAUACAAAUAAACUAUUCGUGUGCCGUGAUGAGUACUUGCCAGGGGGAUCUUUUACACAAAAGGUUCCAAUAAAAGGAAAGGAUCAUCAUAAACAGACAGCUGGCUACAGAAUUGAAACCGUCUCGUACGAACCGAGUAAAAAACUGUACUUUGCUUACGCUGAAGACGAGACAUGUUACUGGCAGUGUGACAGUCAGGGGAUGGCCGUCCUCAGACCCUGCCCCACCGGGACUAUGUUCGAGGAGGAUAUGCAGACCUGUGGGGAUUACAGAGGGAUACCAGCAACAGCUGAAUAAUAUACGAAAGAUGAAGCACAACUGACAAAACAGAACCCACGCAGUAAAAUUCCUGGCAUCCCGUGGACAACAGAAACCAUUUAGUGUUAGCUGCCGUGGAUUAUUUGGACAGAUUAAGUCAUAGAAACGUUUACAAACGUUCACGGACACCUAAAAACCUGUCUUGGCUAAAAGUAAUGGCAUUUGCUUUUCAGAGAUAUCAUUAAUUUUCCUUCAGUACAUGAUUGCAAUAAUCUUAGUGUUGUUAAGUGUACCUGGUGCCAUUAUUAACAUUGUUGGUUGAAAUACAGUUAGUAAAACAUUCUUUGAAUUAUUAAGCUUCUCAUGAAAUGUUUGUGUGCACUAUGUCUUGGAAUAAAGCGUUGCUUCUGCAACUA
Lingula anatina is the source of this 957-nucleotide messenger RNA. RefSeq lists its product as uncharacterized. Lineage: Eukaryota; Metazoa; Brachiopoda; Lingulata; Lingulida; Lingulidae. Gene Ontology annotation, cellular component: extracellular region. Gene Ontology annotation, molecular function: chitin binding. The record is from RefSeq and is a predicted model, not a curated record.